Messenger RNA from Arabidopsis arenosa, 576 nucleotides. The record is from the annotation of a GenBank genome assembly. NCBI's taxonomy places the organism in Eukaryota, Viridiplantae, Streptophyta, Magnoliopsida, Brassicales, Brassicaceae.
UUGAUUAAGAAAAUAAAUCAAAAACAUCUGAAUUCUCUUACAGGAACCGAACAUGGAGUCAUCAUCAUCGACGUUUCUCACCACGACAAGCUUAGACAAGAGAAAACCAUCUCCGGUUUCAAGAAAAUCACCAAAGCAAAAGAAGAAGACGACUUCAACGAACAAACCCAUCAAAGUCCGUUACAUCUCAAACCCCAUGAGAGUUCAAACUUGUGCUUCUAAGUUCAGAGAGCUCGUUCAAGAACUCACAGGCCAAGACGCCGUCGAUCUACAACCGGAGCCUAUCUAUUCCCCUUCCUCCGACGACCACAACCUUUCUCCACCGGCGGAGAAUCUUGAGCCACGUGUUCUUCAUCAGGAGCCGUUCGAUGAGAGAGUCGGUGACUGUUAUGUGCCGCCGUUGAAUGGGGAAGAGAUGUUUUUACCUGAUCAGAUGUCGGCAGGUUUUUCUGGGUUUUUCUCUAAUACGUUUUACAAUGUGAAUGACUUUGGAAGCAUCGAUUCUAUAUGAUAAUCUUUACGGAGUUUUUAUUAGGGGUUUCAUUAAGUAGAUAUAUAUAAAUUAUGAAAUCCAUA